This is a messenger RNA of Globicephala melas (long-finned pilot whale), 3273 nucleotides long. It is a transcript of the gene SPRTN, whose product is annotated as SprT-like N-terminal domain. The record is from RefSeq and is a predicted model, not a curated record. Gene Ontology annotation, molecular function: metalloendopeptidase activity; polyubiquitin modification-dependent protein binding; single-stranded DNA binding. Gene Ontology annotation, biological process: DNA repair. NCBI's taxonomy places the organism in Eukaryota, Metazoa, Chordata, Mammalia, Artiodactyla, Delphinidae. Gene Ontology annotation, cellular component: nucleus.
GUGGAGGGCGGGGCAGAGAGACGUAGGUGCUGCGCCAGAACCGAGCGUGACGUUGGUGUUUGGCGUUACUCGCGAACCGAGAAGGCGGUAACCAGGUUUCUGAAACCUGCCUCCGGCUCAAGCCCUGGGAACCCAAGUUUUGAGCCCACUGGGACGUGCUGUCAUGGAGGAGCUCGACCCGGCCGUCCGAGGCUCCGGUACGUGGAGUCCCCCGGCAGCCAUGGAUGAGGACCUGGUUUUGGCGCUGCAGCUUCAGGAGGAGUGGAACUUGCAGGUCUUGGAGCGCGAUCCAGCCCAGGAGCCUCUGUCUCUGGUGGACGCGUCCUGGGAGCUGGUGGACCCCACCCCCGAUAUUCAGGCCCUGUUUAUGCUGUUCAACGACCGUUUCUUCUGGGGCCAUCUGGAGGCGGUCGAGGUGAAGUGGAGCAUGCGAAUGACGCUGUGCGCUGGGAUAUGCAGCUACGAAGGCAGGGGCGGAAUGUGUUCCAUCCGCCUCAGUGAACCCCUCUUAAAGUUGAGACCAAGAAAGGAUCUGGUGGAGACCCUCUUGCAUGAAAUGAUACAUGCCUAUUUAUUUGUCACGAAUAACGAUAAAGAUCGGGAAGGGCACGGCCCAGAGUUUUGUAAACAUAUGCGUCGCAUCAAUCGCCUGACGGGAGCCAAUAUAACGGUGUACCAUACUUUCCACGAUGAGGUGGAUGAAUACCGGCGACACUGGUGGCGCUGCAAUGGGCCGUGUCAGCACAAGAAGCCAUAUUACGGCUACGUGAAACGCGCCACCAACAGGGCACCCUCUGCCCAUGACUACUGGUGGGCUGAGCACCAGAAAACCUGUGGAGGCACCUACAUAAAAAUCAAGGAACCAGAGAGCUACUCAAAAAAAGGCAAAGGAAAGACAAAACCAGGAAAGCAGCCAGUAUCAGAAGCAGAAAAUAAAGGUAAACCGAACAGAGGGGAGACACAGUUGUUAAUCCCUUUCAGUGGGAAAGGGUAUGUUCUAGGGGGAACCAGCAAUUCGCCUUCAUCUGGGAAAUGUCUCACUUCACAUGCUGUUAAAACCCAGGAUCUUUUAAAUCAGGACCAUUCAGCAAAUGCCUUAAGACCCAAUUCGAAACCUGAGGUGACAUUUGAACAGAACGGCUCAAGUGGGAAAACUUCCUUAGUCUCCGCUGCUCGCAGUUCCAGUCACCAAAGUGUUUUAAGCAACUACUUCUCGAGAGUAUCGGUCUCCAAGCACAAGGCUUUCAGAAGUGUGAGUGGGUCUCCGAUGAAAAGCCUCACGGUUGGUGACAUCGCUAAAAACUCGGUCUCUUCUAGUUCUCAAAGGAGGGUGACAUCUUCUAAGAUAUCCCUAAGAAGUCCUCUAAAAACAGUGGAAUCGACAUCUGUGACUGCACCCCAGGUUGCAGGUGGGCCUGAAGAUCAAUUCCCAAGUAAACGCCCCAGGCUCGAAGACAGGACUGUUUUCGACAACUUUUUUAUCGCGAAAGAGCAAACACAGAGUGGUGGUAACGAUCCAAAGUGUGGUUCACGUCCUAUAGCUGCAACGCAGAAUGCCAGCAGUUCAUCUAGUCAGAGCAAAAUGGUUCACUGUCCUGUUUGUCAGAGUGAAGUUUUGGAGUCUCAGAUUAAUGAGCACCUGGACUGGUGCCUUGCAGGUGAUAGCCUCUAAGUCAAAAGCUGAAAAAAAUCUCUGAAAAAUGAAUGGGUCUCACAUGUCCCACCCGUAUUACCUCAUAGCACAGUGUCAGCCGCUCAGGAAUUCCUGGUUAGUGCUAAGAUUUGCAGAUUAUAACCUAGUUCACCCAUAUUAAAUGUUCUAUUUUAUAUAUACAUAUAUGAGAUUGUAACUUAAACUGUUUUAUGUCUGAGGGUGCUAUACUCACUCGUAGGUGUACUGUAGCCCAGAGUUGCUUCUGGGUGCAUACAUGUAUAAUUUUUAGAUACUUUUGUUCUUUCUUUUAAGAGUAUUUAAAUCUGUUAAUCUUUUUAAUUUGCAUAUUUUCCUUAAAAUAGUCAGUGAGGAAUCCUGUCAGGUGUUUGGUUAAAUUCCUUUAUUAAUAUUAAAACUCAUUCCCAGAACUGGUAAUAUUCAUAGUAUCGGACAUAUUGACCAAAAAUACAACCUAGUUGUUUUCCGGUACUCAAGGCUUUUGGUUUUUCUUUUUUUUUUUCUUCAAAAUUUUAACAGGAAAUACGUUUCCUAUAUUAUAAAGAUUUUUAUUUCUCUGUUUCACUAAAAGGUGGCAGCAGGUUUAAGGUUAAAGUAGGUAAGCAGAGUAAAAUAAAUGCCUUUUGGAACAUUGCUGGUAACAAAUAGCCAGUGUAAUUCUGUGGGCCAGGGCUGAGCUCUAGCGAAAUGGCUGGUUAAAGCUCAGUACUAAGUAACGGCAUAUAGAGCAUAACCGAGUUGCCGAGUUUAUGUGCACGUGGACCAUCAUCUGGAAACAGUAUGAUGAACCUUAAGCCAAAGUUGAAACCAUUUAGGAAUACCAUUUGUGUAUGUAAAAAAUUAUAUUUCUUUUAAAAAGCAUUCUUUUCCACGUCCCAGCAAAGGGACAGAGAUAGUUUGGUCAGCUUACUUUGUCUCAUGGCUCUGCCGCCAGUGUGUUGGCAUAUUUUCAGGGCCUUAGUUCACAGGUUUUCUUUUUCUUAACUUUGUUGCAACACGACUUUACAUCCGUAAGGUGCAGCUGGGUUCCCCGCUGAGUGACCACUACGCAGGUGCAGUUAGAGAGCAUUUCAGUUGCCAUGAAGUGUCCUUAUGGGCAACUCUCGCCAGCCAACACCCACCACCCCAGAGUAACCAAUGUUUUCGUCUGUCACCACGGUUAGUUUAGCUUGUUUUUAAACACUAUGAAGUAGUACCUUUGUUGCUAUGGGUAGCAGAAGUUCAGUCUUUUCAUUGCUCUGUAGUAUUUGUAUGAAUGUGCCCGAGUUUAUCUAUCAUUCUGAUAUUAAUGGACAUUGCAAUUAUCUCCAGUUUGGGGCUGGCCAUUCUGAAUAACGCUGCUAAGAACGUUCUUACUCAUUUCUGCUGAGCAUAUCCCCAGUCUGGAAUGCAGGGUCACCAGGUGCAUUUAUGUUUAGCUUUAGUAAAUGCUGCCAGUUUACAGUCCUGCCCGCAGUGUAUGAGAGCUUGUCACUCAGCAGUCUUAACGCUGUUGUCAGUCCUUUUCAUUUUAGCCUGUCUGGUUGAGUGUUUAUGAGUUUUGAUAUUUCUUAAGCAUGAAGUUAAACAAUAGUAUUUAAUAAAUAUUUAUAGAUAAAUGA